UAUGUCUACACACACACAUAUAUACACUUGUGUGUAUAUAUAUACAUACACAUGUACAUGUGUAUGUAUAUACAAGUGUGUGUACAUAUUCACUUGUAUACACACUUGUAUAUAUACACGUAUAUACACUUGUGUAUACACACGCAUAUCAUAUAUGUGUGUAUAUAU
This is a messenger RNA of Elephantulus edwardii (Cape elephant shrew), 168 nucleotides long. RefSeq lists its product as uncharacterized. Lineage: Eukaryota; Metazoa; Chordata; Mammalia; Macroscelidea; Macroscelididae. The transcript is spliced from 4 exons. The record is from RefSeq and is a predicted model, not a curated record. The annotation marks the transcript as partial.